AGAAUGUUUAGCACCAUCCGACAAUGCCAAGAGCUCGUGGAAGGUUUCAACGGGCAUCAAACAACGAUGCUUGCCCUGGGUGACUCUGGGGAGGCAUUCAAUCUUCAGGACUAUGCUGACAAGUAUACUGAGGCUAGAGACGCAUACAUCACGGCGGCUGAGGCCCUCAAGCUGGCCACUGGUCCCUACCAGGCUGCACGCGAUGCCUAUGUUGCUGCUACUGCCACCUACACCAAGGACAUGUACGCUUAGAGAGGGUUGUUUUUAGUCGGUGCCAACCUACUGGUAUUCUCAUUGACACCCCUAGAGUGAAUACAGUGGUAAAUCCACGG
Molecule: messenger RNA, 332 nt
Organism: Guillardia theta CCMP2712
Lineage: Eukaryota; Cryptophyceae; Pyrenomonadales; Geminigeraceae
Exons: 4
Coding region: 4-252 (82 amino acids)
Source: RefSeq, a predicted model, not a curated record